CCUAUGUGGGCCCACUAAAUAUUUCACCAAAACGAAAGUCUCCAACUUUUGCACACAAGGCCCUGACCCUCACUUAUCCUCUUCUGCAGAUCAAAGAAACAAUAGUGAGAAUGGGUGAUGAACCAGUGAAUGUGAAGGAAUAUCAAGAACUGGCAAAACAGGCCCUUCCAAAAAUGUAUUAUGACUUCUUUGCUGGCGGAUCCGAGGAUCAACACACACUCAAAGAAAAUGUUGAAGCAUUUCAACGAAUUACUCUUCGGCCGAGAAUUCUUGUGGAUGUGAGCAAAAUAGACAUGUCAACAACCAUAUUGGGUUACAAAACUUCAGCACCAAUUAUGAUUGCUCCAACUUCUUUGCACCAGUUGGCACAUCCUCAAGGAGAGAUCUUGACCGCCAAAGCAGCGGCUGCAUGUAAUGUCAUAAUGGGGUUGUCUUUCUCGUCUACAUGCACAAUUGAGGAAGUUGCUUCCAGUUGCAAUGCUGUUCGAUUCUUUCAGUUAUAUAUGUACAAGAGGCGGGAAAUAUCGGCUUUGAUGGUGAAGAGAGCUGAAAUAAAUGGAUUCAAAGCUAUUCUUCUUACUGUUGAUAGUCCUAAACUCGGUCGUAGGGAGGCUGAUAUAAAAAACAAAAUGAUUGCACCCCAGCUGAAGAAUUUUGAAGGUCUUGUGUCAACUGAAGUUCAUGAUAGUGAGGGUUCAAAUCUUGAAGCUUAUGCAUCUAGGACCUUGGAUCCUUCUUUUUCUUGGAAGGACAUUGCAUGGUUAAAGUCCAUUACAAACUUGCCAAUUUUGAUAAAGGGUGUACUCACUCGCGAGGAUGUCAUUAAGGCUAUGGAAAUAGGAGUUGAAGGAGUUAUAGUGUCUAAUCAUGGAGCUCGCCAGCUAGAUUAUGUUCCGGCCACCAUUGAUGCUCUAGAAGAAGUGGUACUUGCAGUUCAAGGAAGAAUACCGGUUCUCUUUGAUGGAGGAAUACGACGAGGAACAGAUGUGUUUAAAGCUUUAGCUCUUGGUGCACAAGCUGUUAUGGUUGGGCGACCGAUUGUGUUUGGAUUGGCGGCAAAGGGUGAGUAUGGAGUUAAAAGAGUGAUUGAAAUGUUGAAGGAUGAACUUGAGCUCACAAUGGCUCUUUCUGGCUGCCCCACUCUUAAUGAUAUUACCAGAAAUCAUGUCAGAACGCAGAUCGAUGAUGAUCGCCAUUGUAGAUUGUAGUUUAAAACAAUCUUAUCGAGAAUCAUUUGAUAAGGAUAUACUUGAUGAAUAAGUUGUUACAGAUCCAAUGCUAUAUAUUGAUCUUAAAUUUUCAUAACACAAGAGUGGUAGUCGGGGAGCAUUCGGGGUGUGUUGCUAUUAGAAUUGUAAUGCUUCUUCAUCUAUGUUGUUGAUUAACUUA
Helianthus annuus (common sunflower) is the source of this 1389-nucleotide messenger RNA. Its product is annotated as peroxisomal (S)-2-hydroxy-acid oxidase GLO4. Gene Ontology annotation, molecular function: oxidoreductase activity; FMN binding. Lineage: Eukaryota; Viridiplantae; Streptophyta; Magnoliopsida; Asterales; Asteraceae. Bases 111 to 1208 code for a protein of 365 amino acids. The transcript has 12 exons. The record is from RefSeq and is a predicted model, not a curated record.